AUGGCGUCUAAAGACCAAGAGCGCGCGUCUUGGGACAGCGCGAAAGAUGCCUCCCUGGUAGAUGCCAUGACGCAGCAAGCGCAAGCAGGGAAGAGUGCUGACAGCGGCUUCAAGAAGGAAGCGUGGACCGAGGCACUAGCUGCGUUCAACACCCGUUUCGGACGAAGAUGCUCUGAAUAUGAUACGUUCGCUAAACUACAGCUGAAAGGCAUCUAUACGUCGAUCAAGGCGAUGCUGGACGGGUCAAGAUUUGGCUGGGAUGAUGAACGUCAUGUCGUGCUAGUGCAUGACUCUGUUUGGGAUGAUUAUGUCAAGAGCCAUCCAAAAGUUGUUGAUUACCGCAGGAAGGCCAUGUCAUUGUUUGACGACCUUCGUGACCUCUUUAAGGGAACAUAUGCUACCGGAGAGUAUGCAUUAGCCUCCGAAGAACCCUGCCCAGGAGACAUUGCUACAUGCCCAUCUUCUCAGCAACUAACGCAAGCACCAACAUCUUCUGGGCCUGUAGCUAUUGACGAAGCUACAAGCUCAGAUUCAGCCAUGCAACCGGAGCCUGCACCAGAACCAAUAAUUGCUGCUACCCACAAGGCAGUAAGCAGUGAAGGUGCCAAGAAAAGACGCAACGAAAGCGGGAGUGUACUAAUUGCCGAAGCAAUUAGUGAGGUUGCUACGGAAUUGCGCCAUAGAACUACUAAGAUGCGAGCUCUGUCACCAUUGCAGCGUGCCAUCAAGUUGCUGCAGAAGGACUACGCCAACGACCUACAAACGGAAAAUCUUGUUCGAGCUUUCGACGUGAUGCUGGACGAAAAAAAGGCAAGGGGAAUUUUGGUAAUGGAGGCCGGACCAGCCCGGGAUGCAUGGUUGAAUAAGCAACUUCAAAAUGCUCAGUAAGAGCUAGGCGCCAAGAGCACGAACUCAUUGCUGCAUGUUAAUUCAUUAACGCUGAAAAGCUACAUACGAA
Messenger RNA from Phytophthora infestans T30-4, 958 nucleotides. RefSeq lists its product as uncharacterized. The transcript has 3 exons. The record is from RefSeq and is a predicted model, not a curated record. Bases 1 to 888 code for a protein of 295 amino acids. Lineage: Eukaryota; Oomycota; Peronosporomycetes; Peronosporales; Peronosporaceae.